This is a messenger RNA of Staurois parvus, 449 nucleotides long. The record is from the annotation of a GenBank genome assembly. Lineage: Eukaryota; Metazoa; Chordata; Amphibia; Anura; Ranidae.
AUGAGGAAGAUGGGAUGGAAGGAAGGAGAGGGACUUGGAAGAAAUAAUGAGGGAAAUGUUAAUCCUAUUCUUGUUGACUUUAAGACCGAUCGUAAAGGAUUAGUGGCAGAUGGGGAAAAAGCCUCCAACAAGCUGACAAUGCCUGUGAUUAAGGAUCUGUCUGGAAAACAUCCCAUCUCCGUUCUGAUGGAGCUCUGCAACAAGAAGAAAUGGUCUCCACCGGACUUCACGCUUGUGGAUGAUACAGGCCCAGGACCACCGCAAACGCUUUCUUUUUAAGGUAACAGUCAAUGGAUGGAGUCACAUGUCAGCCGAGCCAACCCAGCGUCACCAAGAAACUUGCCAAAGCCACAGCCGCCGCUGCAGCCCUUCAGGCACUGGGGGCUUUACCAAAGGAAAGCAUAACCUCAACCACCAACUUCUGCAGUGCCUCCAAUAGCACACUGUAG